Messenger RNA from Trematomus bernacchii (emerald rockcod), 7534 nucleotides. RefSeq names its product alsin-like. The record is from RefSeq and is a predicted model, not a curated record. NCBI's taxonomy places the organism in Eukaryota, Metazoa, Chordata, Actinopteri, Perciformes, Nototheniidae. Gene Ontology annotation, molecular function: guanyl-nucleotide exchange factor activity.
CAGUGUCAACAUUACAGAGAUGAACAACAAGCAGCGGCGGUUAGCUGCUAAACAACUUAAUAACAGACGUGUGUUUUUCUCUCCUGUCCGACCGAGCACAUAAAGGAGAGCUGUGUGAAGGCAGCUGCACCAGCGUCAAAGAUGGAGACAUAAACCCCCUGAUGGAGAGGAAGAGCUCCGAGGAUGACGGUGGUGGAGAGCGAGGCCUGCUCCAUACCUGGAAGGGCUACUCCUGCAGUGUCACCCCAGAAAGGCUGCUCCUCCCUGGGCCGGUCCUUCAGGUCGCCCUGGGAACACGGCAUGGCGUUCUGCUGGUUGAAGGAGGGCAGGUGUACAGUUUUGGGGAGUUACCAUGGAAGCAGAGUCAGGUGUCGGAGCCGUCGAAGCCCACCCUGGAGGGGGCGCUCAGCGGGCAGCGGGUGGUCAGCGUCGCAGCCGGAAGCUUCCACAGCGGGGCGGUGACGGAGGACGGGGGGGUCCACAUGUGGGGGGACAACAGCUCGGGACAGUGCGGGCUCUCGGGCCUCAACAGCGUCCCCAACCCCACUCCGGUCGCUCUGCUGGACUCCGACAACGCCCCCCCGCAAACGGUCCCGGUGCUGGAGCUGGCCUGCGGCGGGGGGCACACCCUGGCUCUGUCGGCGCAGCGGGAGGUGUGGGCCUGGGGCAGCGGCUCUCAGCUGGGCCUCAACGUCUCCGUCUUCCCCGUCUGGAAACCCCAGAAGGUGGAGCACUUUGCGGGGAGGUGUGUGUUACAGGUGGCCUGCGGGGCCUCGCACAGCCUGGCUCUGGUGCGCUGCCUGGGCCCCCAGGACCUCCACCGGCCCCCUGUGGACAAAUGCAGACAGUGUCACCAGCUGCUGUACACCAUGACGGACAAGGAGGACCACGUCAUCAUCUCUGACGGGCACUACUGCCCCCUCAGGGUGGAGCUGACGGAGGACGAGGCCCCUGCUCUUACACAAGGGCUCAAAACAGAGCCCCCCCUCCCCUCACACACCUCCACCCCUGACCCCUUCUCUGACCCCGCUCAGGACUCGGAGAAAGGACAGGAGUCAGCGCUCGCAAAUGGAGGACCCCCAGCCUCAGGCUCUGACCCCUCGGCUGAAUCUAAAGAAGGAGGUGUUUCGGGGGUCAAGAGUUCACCGUAUCCAGAUGAGCAGGCCGUCAAAGAAUACCUGAAGAAGCUGACGGAGGCCGAGCAGGUCACCAAGCCCUCAGCAGGGGCUCUGACCCCCUCAAGCUCCACCCUCAACAGCCUGGUGGCCUCCUGCGCCUCCGCAGUGGGGGAGCGGGUCGCCUCCACCUACGAGGCCCUGUCGCUGAAGAAGAUGAUGACCUACCUCCCCUCAGGAGUGGCGAGGUCCGGCGUCCCCGCAGGGAUAACGGGGGUCUUGGUGGGCGACACCACCGCGGAGCGCGUCCGCCUCGAAGACUCCACCCAGGCCAAGAAGAGCUCCAGCACCGGGGACAUCCGCGAGGAGGAGGCGGAGGGUCUGCGGCGCCGCCUCUCUCUGCCGGGACUCCUCUCUCAGGGUAGAUACGCUGUUCACGUCUUAUCCAACUCCUAUACCCUGCUGCUGUCCCCGCGGCUGCUGAGGAGAGCCGGACGCCCCAGGAUGCGUGCAGUGGACCUCACCCCUCUGGGGGGGGCGUUCCCUGAGGCCCAGGAGGUGUUCCCCACCCUGCAGACGGAGGUGUGGAGCUGGGGCCAGGGCGAGGACGGACAGCUGGGGCAUGGAGACAAUCUGGCCAGGUUACAGCCUCUGUGCAUCAAGAGUCUGAACAGUAAGGAGGUGGUGCGGGUGGAGGCCGGCGCUCACCAUUCCCUCGCUCUCACUGCUCAGUCUCAGGUGUUUUCCUGGGGAAGUAACACUUGUGGUCAGCUGGGACACACGGAGUCACCCAGCACCGUCCCCCGACUCGCAAAGCUAUCAGAGGGGAUCCGGGUCUGGGACGUGAGCGCCGGAGAGAAACACACCCUGCUGCUCGCAGACGGAGACUGCUACCGGCCAAUCAUCUACUACAGUGGGCAGCAGGUGACGGAGGGGGUGGAGGAGAGCCACGCCAAGGAGCAGGGUCAACAGGAGGAGGAGGGGGGGGAGGAGGAGCAGAGGGCGGGGGGCUACACCCGGCAGCCUGUACUGCUCCCUUUCUGCAUUGACCUCGGCUAUGUGAGCAACGUGUUUGCCGGCGGCCAGCGCUGCGUGGUGCUGCUGGACAGGAACGUGAUGGGCUUCAUCGCCAGCCUCCACGAGCUCGCCGCCGCCGAGAGGAAGUUCUACUGCAAGCUGAGCAACAUCAAGACGCAGAUAAUACGCCCCCUGCUGGAGCUAGAGUCCCUGAGCUCGGCCCUGGGUCCGGUGGUCCUCGGGCUGCUGCAGACGGUGGCGGGUAGGUUCAGUCUCCUGUGUCACCUGACCGGACAGCACGCCGCCAGCCUCACUGGGAACCUGCGGCGUGUCCGUGACGUCAAGAGCCUCCUCGUCCUCGAACACGCCGACAUCUUCCUCGACUCUUACAGCGAGUACUGCAGCGCUGUGGGCAACUUGCAAGUGAUGGGGGGUUUCCAGACCCUGACCAAACCCUCAAUAGACUUCUUUGGGAAGAGUCCCGAGCUGCUGAAGAAGCUGUCUGAAUGCAGCGAGGAGACCCCCACCGUGGCCGACCUGCUGGGGGCGCUCUUCUACCUCCCAACUCGCCACAUGCACGAGUACGGCCGCCUGCUGCUCAAACUGGCAACCUGCUUUGAAGUGAGCUCCGAUGACUACCAGAGGCUGCAGGACAGCUGCUCCAAAUUUGAAGCCUUAGCUCUUAAACUGAAGAGGAAGAGGAAGGACGCCGAAUACACCUUCCACUUCUGGAAGAGCUUCCCCGGCAAAAUGACGGACUCUCUGAGGAAGCCUUAUCGCCGGCUCAUCUGCGAGAGCAGCAACAAAGCGCUGACGCUGCAGAACGCCGGCAGGUUCUCCGUCAACUGGUUCAUCGUCUUCAAUGACGCUCUGGUCCACGCGCAGGGCGUGUCACCUUGUAAAAAUCUCUUCUCCACCCAUCAUGUCUUCCCCUUGGCCACACUUUGGGUGGAGCCCAUCCCAGAGGAGAACAGCGGCCUGUAUGGGUUAAAGUUGAUCACACCAGAGGAGACGUUUGCCCUGCUCGCGUCCUCUCCCACGGAGAAGGCCAAGUGGCUCCGCUCCAUCAACCAGGCGGUGGAGCAGGCGCUGGGCGGGGCGGGGCAGGACACCGCCUCCAUCGGCUCCGGGUCCAGUCAGAAGACGGAGCCCCCCGUCUCCAGGACCGCCUCCUACACCUUCUAUAAGGAGGGGCGGCUGAAAGAGGCCAAGUAUGAAGGGCACUGGCUCUCAGGGAAGCCCAACGGCAGUGGCGUGUUAAAAUGGCCUGAUGGGAGAAUUUACACAGGGACGUUUAAGAACGGACUGGAAGAUGGCUUUGGUGAAUUUGUGGCUACCAACAAGACGCUCAACAAGAACGAUCAAUACCAAGGUCACUGGAAAGACGGCAAGAUGCACGGCCUCGGGACGUACAGCUAUGCCAGCGGCGAGGUCUACGACGGCUGCUUCCAGGACAGCAUGCGACACGGACACGGCAUGCUGCGCAGCGGGAAGCUCAACACCUCCUCCCCCAGCGUCUUCAUCGGGCAGUGGCUGCAGGACAAGAAGACCGGAUACGGAGUCUUUGAUGAUAUCACAAAAGGAGAGAAGUACAUGGGCAUGUGGCAGGAUCACCAGCGGCAGGGCAACGGGGUCGUGGUCACUCAGUUUGGACUUUAUUACGAAGGAGCUUUCAAAGAAAAUAAGAUGAUGGGCACCGGAAUCCUGCUGUCCGAGGACGACACCACAUACGAGGGGGAAUUCUCUGAUGACUGGACCCUCAACGGAAAGGGUGUGCUCACCAUGCCAAACGCUGAUUACCUGGAGGGCUCCUUUAACGGGGAAUGGGGCUCUGGCCUCAAAGUGACGGGCUCCUACUUCAAACCGCACCUGUUCGACACGGACAAGGACAAGACCCGCGACGUGAAGCUGGGGCGUCUGUGUGUGUGCGCGGAGGACAAGUGGCAGGCGGUGUUCGAGGAGUGCUGGAGUGAGCUGGGCUGUGAGACCCCAGGCCAAGGAGAGAACUGGAGGGCCUGGGAGAACAUCGCCAUGGCCCUCACAACCAGCCGGAGACUCAUCCAGGACAGUCCGGAAGCGUUGUCUCGAAGUCACAGCAGGACCCUGGAGAGUCUGGAGGUGAUCCCGCAGCACGAAGGACCAAUCACCAUGGAGAGAUAUCACAUCAUCCGACUCUACCUCAUCAAGGCGUGUGACACCCCCCUCCACUCGCUGGGCCGGCUGCUGGAGACCCUGGUGGCGGUGUACAGGAUGACCUACGUGGGCGUGGGAGCCAAUCGUCGGCUGCUGCCUCAGGCGGUCAACGAGAUCAAGUCAUACCUCAACCGCAUCUUCCUCAUCGUCAGGUUUUUAUUCCCAGACCUGCCAGAAGAGGGCGGUCUAAUUCCAGAGCCGACCACCAACCUCCAGGACAAGAGGGAGCCGGGCUCCAGCGAUGCCCAUCUAGAGUCACCUAAACCUGGCCGUGUGGUGAGCAGCUCGGCUCUACUGCUCCCCGUCCUGCUUCCUCGCCUCUACCCCCCCCUCUUCACCCUCUACGCUCUGGACAAGGAGAAAGAGGACGACGUGUACUGGGAGUGUGUGCUCCGCCUCAACAAGCAGCCCGACCUCGCCCUGCUCGCCUUCCUCGGGGUCCAGCAGAAGUUCUGGCCGGUUUCCAUUCCCACAUCCAUGUCUGAACUGGCAGAGAAGCAGCAGGUCCUGUCCAGCACUAAGGACGCCUGCUUCGCCUCGGCAGUGGAAACACUACAACAGAUCAGCACAACCUUCACCCCGUCAGACAAGCUGCAGGUGAUCCAGCUCACCUUCGAGGAGAUCACUCAGGCCGUGCAGUCGCUGCUGAAGCAGGACUUCCUGUGGUCCAUGGACGACCUUUUCCCCGUCUUCCUCUACGUGGUGCUGCGUGCCAGAAUCCGAAAUUUGGGGUCAGAGGUCAGCCUGAUUGAAGACCUGAUGGACCCCUGCGUGCAGCACGGAGAGCACGGUAUCAUGUUUACCACACUCAAGGCGUGUUACUACCAGAUCCAGCAUGAGAAGAUCACCUAAGAAAUGAUUGGGCGUAAACUUCCUGCUGUCCCGACCCACAAUCUCGGCCAACCAGAGGGCCAGGAUCAGCCAGGCUUCAGGAUGACGGACCGGAGCACCAACCAAUGGGAAGCGAAGGAUCAUAUGAACAGGUUGCCCACAGCUCCAUCUGCUGCUGUCAUGGAGACGGGCACACAAACACACACAGUCUCCUUUUUUUUUUUAUUAUUUACCCUUCUUCUCCUCUGAUGGAUCAUGGAAAUGUGAAUAUUGUCUGUGUUGAGCCACUACAUGCCGUCCAGUUUAAACCGGUCCGACUGACUUCCUGUGGGAAAUCCUGAGGAAGGGUACGUUAGUUACCUGGGAGGAAAUUCAAGCUCGAACGAUUUUUCUUUUCAGUGCCAAUGGACCAAGUUGGCUCUUGAGUUUCUCUGCACACUGUGAGAUAUGGCACCUAUUUUUCUUCUGUGAAAUACGUACAUUUUUCAGCAUGAAACAAACACUUUAUGGCACAGAAAACGUUCCUUUUUAACCUCCAGUGUUUCAGCCAGUUACUAUCUGAAUAAAUACCUUGAAAGCACGACACUUUAAGGAACUGACACACUUUUUACGAAGUGUCCGGGACAUCGAUAUGUUUACAGCUAGCUCAAUUUCCUCCACUAACACAAAAGAAACUUCACCAACUGACGUACAUGUGAUUCAUGCUUUAUCUCAAGUGUUUUCAAACCGUUUUACAAGAGAAUAGACCCCAAGGAUAACUUGAUGGUUUAACAAAUGCUUUACAAGUAUCUCUGAGGUUUAUCUGUUUGAUACUGUAUCAUCAACAUAAACUGGCUUGGCUAUUAUUCUAAAAUGACAUCUCCUGUUACACCAAGUGGCAGCAGAAUAGCGUUAAACACAGUUAGUGGCUGUAUUAGCCGACUUUAAGUCCCUUUUUUUGGUAGCCAACCAGCGACUCCGAUUUCCCAAACAUUUAUCGCCACAAACACUGACAGUUUCUACGAGAUAAAUCACAACCAGGACUUGUUGAAGAUAUGGCACAUGUGAUUCUUAAAGCAACAUGCAUAUGUUUCUCAGUUUUAACAAGUAAGUGUUCCUUUCAUAUGAAGCAAAAAUCAUCCUUUUCUGAAGCCAAAUAAUCCUUUUUAAAGCAGAAAGCUGGAAACAGGGUUGCCAUAAUUAACAUAAAUGAAUGCUAACAUGUUUUAUGCACUCAAUGCCUGUAAUGUUGUUGAAUUAGUAAACUGCAGGUCGCUUCACAUCCCCUUUAUUCCCACUAAAAUCCAAGAGAAAAAUAUAUUUUGGGAGACACUCAUCGCCCUAAAAUGAAUCAGAAGAGUGUGUAUUAACUGUUUGUGACGGUAACAGUGUUCAUUACAGGCAGGGAGAACAAUUGGCACAUCAAUCAGGAAACUACAGCUCUAACUGUCAGACAAUGUCGCUUAUUUGUGAUAUGCGUCACACAUGUGAGUUUAUGAAAGGGCUUAAGAGGGGAUUCAGAGGGAUCCCAGCCAUCAUUUUUAAUAUCAUGGCUUUUGUUUUCUCACAUGGUUUAACAAUUGCAAAGCCCGCGGAUCAGAAGCCUCGUUUUGAAGGGAUACAUUUAGGUGAAGCUGCUCUUUUCCCCGCAGGAUUAUUAAUAUCUACGGAAAGCGGGCGAAAAAAUGAUUUGAAUUGAAAGCUGCAUGUCCUUAACUAAAAACGUUCAUCUUUGGCUGUUAAACUGAUAGAAUGUUGAAGACAGAGCUUCGAACUGUUAGGAUAUUAUUAAGACUCUUCCAUGGUUUGAGCUCUUUUUCUGCUGAGACCGUUUGUGCCUGACGAUCUUCUUCAAGGAUUUAAUUCCCAAAAUGCAACACUUUCCCUUUCCAAAAAUGCCUCCAUUGUGAAAUGAUUCUGUCACCCAGAGACAUCUUUAUUUAACUGAGAGACAACACUUCCUGUUCAGUUCAGUGUUAAUGUGUGACUUUUUUAAAUGUCGAAGGAUAAAGUUGUAUUUUCAAUUGACGUAAAAACUGACUUUCAACCAAACUACUCAUACAAAACUGCACGUUUAUGGAAAACGGUUAACUGACUCAAAUACAUGAAGUGUUAUUUUAAAUCCGCUCUGAAUGGUUAUCGAUAUAAACUGAAGGUUAUUGUUCAUAAGCUCAUGUUGGGUUCAUGUCCUCGACACAUGUUUACUUUUCAAAAUGCCGCGCACAGGUCUAAUGUUCCUUCAUUCUGUGUUCAAAUGACUGUUCUCUCACUUUGGUGUUUACUAGUUGACAUUUUGUGUUUGAGCUGGCUGACUCCCACUUUGUUUGUCUUUUACAAUGUAUUGUACCUGUAAAUACUUACAGAGGGCAAUAAACUAUUCGAUGGAUGUUGCUACCUAA